AUGGUUGCAUAUACACUUGUCUGCAACUAUUUUCAUUCUUUGAAUGAUGGAUCUGAGAUCUCAAGCGUCCUCUCCUUCCACGCCCAUCGCCUCGACAGCCUCAUCGUCGGCCUCAACGUCGAGUGGCGCCCCAGCUACUCCCGCUACAAGAACCCCGUCGCCACCCUCCAGCUCUGCGUCGGCACCCGCUGCCUCCUCUUCCAGCUCAUCCACUCCGACUCCAUCCCCUCCCAGCUCUCCUCCUUCCUCUCCGACCACCGAUUCAAGUUCGUCGGCGUCGGCGUUGACGAGGACGUGGAGAAGUUGGUCGGGGAUUGCGGGAUGUCGGUGGCGAACCCUGUUGAUCUGAGGGCCGUUGCGGCGGAGGUUUACGGGAGGAGGGAGAUGCACAUGCAGCAGAUGGGGAUCGUGAAGCUGGCGGAUGAGGUGUUGGGGAUGGAGGUUAGGAAGCCGAAGAAGAUCACGAUGAGUCGGUGGGAUCAGGAGUAUCUCACGCUCGAUCAGAUUGGGUACGCUUGCGUUGAUGCUUUCCUUUCGUUUGAGAUUGGGAGGAGGCUCAUUGCCGGAUGAGCCUCCGCUGGUGAGCUGAAUGGAAUCCUUGGGGUGUUCUUGAAGAUUGUGAAUGUUAAAGUACUCCACCGAUCCCUGCCUCUCCUUGAGGAGUUCCACAGAACACUAGACAUAAUUUCUUCAAAACCUGCUUACAUGCAGGAAACAUUCACCGAGUAAAGCCUAAGACUUAACAUAGUUUUAUAUCAAUGAAUAUUAUAGUUUGGGGGCACGUGUUAGUGCAUUGUGUUGUGUUUACCAUGUUGCUUCUGGAUUAGUGUUUGCCGUGUAAUUACGUAGCCUUUUAUUUAGAGAAAGAACAAUGUUUGGCAGGCACACACCUUCUGAUGAUUUUCGUUAAUUUUUAGCUGUCUUUUUCUCAU
Asparagus officinalis (garden asparagus) is the source of this 932-nucleotide messenger RNA. RefSeq names its product Werner Syndrome-like exonuclease. NCBI's taxonomy places the organism in Eukaryota, Viridiplantae, Streptophyta, Magnoliopsida, Asparagales, Asparagaceae. Gene Ontology annotation, biological process: nucleobase-containing compound metabolic process. The record is from RefSeq and is a predicted model, not a curated record. Gene Ontology annotation, molecular function: 3'-5' exonuclease activity; nucleic acid binding. Gene Ontology annotation, cellular component: cytoplasm; nucleus. The transcript is spliced from 3 exons. The coding region runs from base 1 to 570 and encodes 189 amino acids.